This is a messenger RNA of Triticum turgidum subsp. durum (durum wheat), 1098 nucleotides long. NCBI's taxonomy places the organism in Eukaryota, Viridiplantae, Streptophyta, Magnoliopsida, Poales, Poaceae. The record is from the annotation of a GenBank genome assembly.
AUGAGCAAGAGAUCUAAGACAUGGACUCCAACGCGGACCUCCAUGGUGGGUUCUGCUGCUCUCCAGCUCAAAGUAGACUACGAGCAAGUCAAACAGCUUCCUACGGGCACGGCCGUCCACUCAGACGUCUUCUCCGCCGCGGGGCACAGUUGGAGGAUUGACUGCUACCCGCAUGGGUCCGAUAAGGACGACACGGGCGAGUUUUUCUCUAUCUUCGUCAGGCACAUGAGCAAAACCACAAGAGUCAAAGCCAUCGUGGAGGCCUUUCUGAUGGACAGGAAUGGCGAACCAUGUAAAGCUUUCACAAGAAGGUCAUGUGUUCAUGACUUCUCAAUCAACAACGACGGUGAUGAUAAAAAUUGCAGUGGUGAUGAUGCUGACGAUGACGGUGACAACUGGGGGUGGAGCAAGUUCGUCCAAGGAGCUACUUUGGAGAAAUAUUACGUCACAGAAGGACACGUCACAUUUGGGUGCACCGUCAUGGUCUUAUUAGAUGACGGCUCUAUUCCCGUGCCACCUUCAGAUAUCGGGAUCCAUCUCGGCUCCGUGCUAGAUCGCAACGACGGGACUGAUAUAUCAUUCAUCGUCGAAGGUGAGACAUUCGGUGCGCACCGGGUGGUGCUUGCCGCCCGCUCACCGGUAUUUAGAGCAGAGCUCUUCGGUUCCAUGGCUGAGGCUACAAGGACAUCCAUCACACUACACGACAUCACGCCUAAGACAUUCAAAGUUAUGCUUCGAUUUCUAUACACUGAUGAAUUGCCUGCAGAAAUUGAGCUUGGUGAUUCUUCCAAUGAGAUGUUUCAGAAUCUACUUAUUGCAGCUGAUCGCUAUGCACUUGACCGCCUGAAGAUUAUUUGUGCUAAAAAAUUAUGGGACAAUGUAUCGAUAGAUACAGUUUCAACUACUUUAGCUUGCGCCGAAACAUAUAAUUGUCCGCAAUUGAAGAGCAAUUGCAUUGACUUCUUGUUAUUGGAGGAAAAUUUCAAGGAGGCAGCGCUCACUGAAGGUUUUGCAUUGUUGGUUUUGAAAUUCCCAUUGAUCAUUGCUGAGCUCAAAAAUAGGGUUAGGACAUACCAUAGUACUCCCUCUGUCCCAUAA